Molecule: messenger RNA, 1271 nt
Organism: Eruca vesicaria subsp. sativa (arugula)
Lineage: Eukaryota; Viridiplantae; Streptophyta; Magnoliopsida; Brassicales; Brassicaceae
Source: the annotation of a GenBank genome assembly
AUGGGUUGUGUUUCUUCGAAGCUAGUAAAGAAGCAACUUGUAAGAGAGAUUCGAGUCAACAAUGGCGGCGAUCACAUCGUCUCUCUUACUUCCACUACUUACGGUCAUCUCGACAUCAAGGAACGAGCAGAGACUUCUCCUCCUACAUUACAAGAACUCACUACUGAAUCCGAAACAACCAAACCAAGGAGAUCUACUAAUACACAGAGAGAUGAUCAUCCAGAGAUUAUCAACACAUGGGAGCUUAUGGAAGAUCUCGAAGAAUCAACCAAGAUUAGUCCCAAAUCUCGUGGAAUCUUCGGGAAACCAUGGAAGACUCCGGUGAAAUCGAACGUGGAGUCUCCGAAGAGGAACGGUAGCAGUAAGAGAUUCAAGGGAAAAGAAAACAGAGGAUUGAGUCCGAAUCAGAUUCCGAAGAGAGGCGUGAUGCGUUUGAGUUUCCCUCUCAAAUCAGAAGAGCCUUUAGUGGUUACGCAGAGGAGGAAGAGUUUCAGUCCAAUGUUCGAUCCAGAGCUCGUGGCUUCUUACGAGAGAGAGUUGUCUGAGGAGAAAGAACAGAUCAAGAUGGUGAUUUCUUCAGGAAAAACAGAGAAGAAAAACAGAGAAACAGAGAGGAUGAUCCUCGAGAGUUUCCCGGAGAAAUGUCCACCGGGAGGAGAAGACUCGGUGGUGAUAUACAUCACAACGUUGAGAGGGGUAAGGAAGACUUUUGAGGAUUGCAAUGCGGUUAAGUCGGUGUUGGAUUCUCACGAAGUUAGAUUCUUGGAGAGAGAUGUGUCGAUGCACUCUGUUUUCAAGGAGGAGUUGAGGGGUAUUUUGGGGAGGAAAGAGGUGAAAAUACCGGUGGUGUUCGUGAAGGGGAGGAUGUUAGGGAGCGUUGAGGAAGUGAUGAAGUUAGAGGAGGAGGGUAAAUUGGGAAUUUUACUUGAGUGUAUGCCUAAACAGAGGCUUGGAGGUGGGUGCUGCUGUGGAUGUGGUGGGUUGAGGUUUGUGAUGUGUGAUGUUUGUAAUGGAAGUUGUAAGGUUAUGGAUGUGGAGAAGCAGAAUACAGUCAAGUGUUUGGUGUGUAAUGAGAAUGGUUUGGUUUUGUGUCCACUUUGUUCUUAAGAUAGAUUUUUCAGUUUUCCAUAAUUUUUAUGGUGGAGUUUGUUUUGGUUUCUAAUGAUUUGGUGGUGUGAGUUUCUAAAGAUGGAAUCUGUUUUUAAUGUUUGUAAACGUUUCUUCAUUAAAGAUUCAAUUUAUUUUGUAGCCCUUUUGAAUAUUGCUUCAAU